Messenger RNA from Triticum aestivum (bread wheat), 1206 nucleotides. RefSeq names its product disease resistance protein RGA2-like. NCBI's taxonomy places the organism in Eukaryota, Viridiplantae, Streptophyta, Magnoliopsida, Poales, Poaceae. The transcript has a single exon. Gene Ontology annotation, molecular function: ADP binding. The record is from RefSeq and is a predicted model, not a curated record. The coding region runs from base 1 to 1206 and encodes 401 amino acids.
AUGGCUUUGGAAACAUUCAAGGCAGUUGCUGGUGUAUUUACAGACAUCAAUGCAUGUAGGGAUUUUUUUGGAUGGGUCACACCAUGCAUCCUAGCGGCCCGACAUCAGCUGUUGGGUGAAAGCAGUGCAGCUGUGCAACACCAGAUUCUUGCGGAAAGGGAGCAACUUCGUCAUCUGGAGAAUGACAUUUGGAAGCUCCAGACAACUAUGCCCAAGAUGCUUGACCUCAUUGAGCGUGUUGAGUGGCCGAGCCAUAAGAAACCAGCAACUGAGCUUCUCCCACACAUCAAGGAUGUAGUUUAUGAUGCUGAAGACUUUCUUGAUGAGUUCAAAUAUUAUGCACUCAGGUUGAGGCUUGAGGAGAGCAGGAAUUCAGGUGAAGAACACAUGCAUGCUGCCUUUCAGGAGUUUUUCAUAAGUGUCAAAAAUUGUGACCACUUCAACAAAGUGAAGGAAAUCCAGGGUAACCUAGAUCACAUCCAUUAUCAGUCGAAGGAUUUGAGAUUGCAUAAAGCACCAUUGAAGUUUGACAAAUUAAUCAGGCCAGAAACAAGUGCUUUUUCCGAGGUGCCACAAAUAUUUGGCCGUGAAAAAGAAGUGAAACACUUGGUGCAACAGUUAGGAGUACAUAAAAGCAAGAGAGGGAGGACCGAUGAUGAAGCAAGAGCGUUGUGUGUGCUUCCCAUAUUUGGUAUGGGGGGUGUCGGAAAAACAACUAUUGCACAACAAAUCUGUGAUGAUGCAGAAGUGCAGGAGCACUUUGACUGCAUAAUUUGGACUUGUGUUUCUGAUGAUGUUGACGCAAAGAGGUUAAUUAAAGAGAUUCUGGAGCAGAUGGAACAAGAUACAAUAUCUGAUAAUCUGAAUAAUCUCGUGAGAAAACUGGCUUGUUCUGUAGAAUCUAAGAAGUUGUUACUUGUCCUUGAUGACAUGUGGGGUGAUACAUUGAGAAAUGGUGGCGCGGAGUGGGGCAAAUUUUGCAUACCUUUGAGAAAUGCCCUUCAAGGAAGUAUGAUUUUGGUCACCACUAGAUUUUAUGAGGUUGCUAAUCUAGUCUGUGCUGGCAUGAAGAGCUACGAGUUGGAGGGUUUGCAAGAUGUUGUUUUUUGGGAGUUCUUCAAAUCAUGUGCAUUUGGAUCCAAUAGGACCUGCAAUGACCUAGAGUUGGAGCGCAUCGGUAAAGACAUGCUUCAAGCCUGCCACUAA